GUUCAGAAUUUAGACUAAAGCUCCAGACCAGAAGCCUAGGUGGGCAAGUGUAGCUAAGAUCAGGUCUUGUGCAGAAUGGCUUAUGGUUUCAGCAAAUCAAGGAGGGUAGGAGGAGGAGAGCUGGAUCUGUUCACAGCAGACUGUUCUAUUUCAGGCACUUCAUCCCUACACGAGACAACCGGCAGCCACAGGUCACUAUGACGGAAUGGACUUUGCUCAAGCGUCUCCUCGAUGCUGUCCACCAGCACUCCACCAUGAUCGGGCGCUUGUGGCUCACUGUCAUGGUUAUUUUCCGGCUGUUGAUUGUGGCUGUGGCUACUGAAGAUGUGUACACUGACGAGCAGGAGAUGUUUGUAUGCAACACUUUGCAGCCAGGAUGUUCCACCGUCUGCUAUGAUGCAUUUGCACCCAUCUCACAGCCUCGCUUCUGGGUCUUUCAUAUCAUCAGCGUCUCUACACCAUCACUGUGUUUCAUCAUUUACACCUGGCACAACCUGUCCAAGCUGCGAGAAGGUGGACAGGAAGCAUAUGAUCGGAGCUGCAACUCAGAAAGCUGCUCUAUCCAUUCCCACAAGCUUUUAUCAGAUGUGCUUGAUGGCAUUACCAUUCAGAAAGGUCAUGUGGUCUCUGGAGGCGUUCUGUCCAAAUGUUAUGUGUUCCAUGUAUGUCUAAGGGCUGUUCUGGAGGUGGGCUUUGUAGUGGCCCAAUGGAAACUUUUUGGGUUUCAGGUGCCUGUCCAUUUCCUGUGUACCUCACCCCCCUGCGCCCAACCAGUGGACUGCUACAUCUCCAGACCCACUGAGAAAACCAUCUUCCUGCUCUUCAUGUUUUGUGUGGGAGUUUUCUGCAUCCUGCUCAACCUUCUGGAGCUCAACCACCUGGGCUGGAAGAAGAUCCGUCAGGCAGUAAGGCAGAGGAGGAGGAGAUUCCUGGGAGGUUGUCCAAGCAUGAGGGGAGGUUAUGAAACUUUCACUCAAGACAGCCCAUCUCUGACAUCUUCUGUCAGCUUCAGAGAAGGGACUAGCACCACAUCCCUGCCAACUCUGAACCUGGUGGUUGGUCACCAGCCUGACCGGACCUGCACUGUGAACUGUGAGAGGAUGCAGAAGACUGAGGUCAGAGAGACAAGGUUUGAGCAACCAAAGAGAGAAAAUGCCCAUAAAGGAGAGAGGUUUUCUGUAAAUAGCACAAGGGAGAUCAGAGGAUCCAAGCAAAGAAGUGCUGAGGUCUGGAUAUAGAAUUUAACUAUGGAUUCACAUGUUACAGUCUUUAUCUUGCCGCACUGGCUUGCCACUGCCUCCUUCAGGGAAGGAGUGGGUUACCAGGAUUUUUAAAAACAGAAAAAAACCUUAGUUAUCUCUACAUCAGAGAUAUUCAACUUACUUUGUUCAGAUGUCACUUUUGCUAGACUCCGUUAUUAACCAACAGGAAUAUUUAUCAAAUAAAAUGAUAAACAUUAAAUGAAAUGAUCGAUUUUCAAAUUAGAUGAUUAACAAAGGACAUUUAUACAAGGAAUUGAACUGGAAAAUGGUCAGCAGCACACAGUCACAGGCCAUAAGUUACCACUGCUCCUGAUCCAUGCCGCCCACAAAAGCGAAUUCGAGAAAAAAAUCUUGUAUUAUAUGGGCGCAAGAACUGUGAUCAUGUAGACACGUAAGAGUGGUGUUACAGAUGCGAUGUUUUCAGGAGGAAAUAGUUCUGAUGAAAACUGGUCAUAAAUGCAAGACCAGACAAAAAGAGGUAGAGGGCAAUAGAACAAUUUUCUUUAGGUUCAAGUAUGUAAAACUAAUGUAAUGUAAUCCCAGUAGUAAAUUUUUCUGUCAUAAAGGUUAUAAUGUAUAUUGUUUUAACAACUUAAUUUAGAGGCUAGAGUUUGGUGUUGCUGUUGAUCAUUUGGCAA
Acanthochromis polyacanthus (spiny chromis) is the source of this 1900-nucleotide messenger RNA. RefSeq names its product gap junction protein delta 6 (gene gjd6). Gene Ontology annotation, cellular component: connexin complex. The record is from RefSeq and is a predicted model, not a curated record. Bases 198 to 1238 code for a protein of 346 amino acids. Lineage: Eukaryota; Metazoa; Chordata; Actinopteri; Pomacentridae. The transcript is spliced from 3 exons. Gene Ontology annotation, biological process: cell communication.